Messenger RNA from Melampsora larici-populina 98AG31, 4308 nucleotides. RefSeq lists its product as uncharacterized. Bases 1 to 4308 code for a protein of 1435 amino acids. The transcript is spliced from 25 exons. The record is from RefSeq and is a predicted model, not a curated record. Gene Ontology annotation, molecular function: ATP binding; nucleic acid binding. NCBI's taxonomy places the organism in Eukaryota, Fungi, Basidiomycota, Pucciniomycetes, Pucciniales, Melampsoraceae.
AUGCUGAUCAACAGUACCACUUUAGAUAUCGGUGAAGCUGCCUAUGAGUAUAAUGGAGAAGACUACUCUCAUUACGACGAUAGGACCGGGGCUGACGCAGGUCCAGAACCAACGAGAUUCGAGGACCUGCCUUCGGGUCCUCCUCUACACCUCCCAAAUAACCAGCGGGAUCGAGUGUCAGAGCAUCGACGGUCUACCGAAACAGCCGUGCCGAACACGUCUUACAGUCUGGUUCAUGACGUUGAUGGGCCCCAUCCGAGUAUUCCUACGGCCAACCGUGAGACUGGGUAUCCAGAGUCGCGAAAUACUACAACGCUUACUCGCGAGCAAGGGCCUUCAGUGAGGUCAACCCCCGUCUCAAACCUACCCGACCCGUACAAGAAGGUUUAUGAGUCAGAAGCCAACGUCGUCGUUACGGCCCCAACAGGAAGUGGAAAAACCGUCAUUUUUGAGCUUGGCAUACUGCGCAUGCUCGAGUAUGAUUCAUGCGCUAAAGCUGUUUACAUGGCACCCACAAAAUCGCUGUGCAGUGAGCGGUUCCAAGAUUGGACGACUAAGCUGGCCACCCUGGGUGUUAAAUGUAUUGAAUUGACCGGCGACAGCGAGUUCUCAAGCUUGAAAGAUGCCAAGAUUGCUAAUGUGAUCAUCACUACACCCGAGAAAUGGGACAGUAUGACUCGAAAAUGGUUUGACUAUCCUAAGAUCUUGAGUGUUUUGAGACUGGUUUGUAUUGAUGAAGUCCAUAUGCUGUGCGAAGAACGGGGAAGUGUCUUGGAAGUCAUAGUCUCACGUAUGAAGACGCUUGGAACGCCGCUCAGUGCCACGGUACCAAACAUUCACGAUGUCGCCGAAUGGCUUGGAGAUAGUGGCCUAAUAGGAAAAAGAAAAGAAACUCAAUCUCCAAAAGGCCAUGCUGAGACUUUUAUCUUCGGGGAAGAAUACCGGCCGAUAAAACUUUCUAAAUUUGUCUACGGAGUCGCCAGAAAGAAGGACCAGACGGAAUACCAAUUCAUGAGUAUCUUAAACUUCAAACUCAUGGACAUGAUAAUAUCUCACUCGUCUGGAAAACCGACUUUGAUAUUUUGUGGUACACGUAAAAGCGCUUUACAAGCAGCAGAGACUAUUUCUAAAGCUUAUGAGAAGUUAGUCGAGAGCAACCCCGGUAAAUUACCAUGGAAGGUUGCAAAGUCGUCGAGAAAGAUCUCAGAUAAAAAACUGGCGUCCUUGGUUUCGCAGGGAAUUGGAAUCCAUCAUGCUGGGCUAGACUGGCAAGAUCGGAAACAUGUGGAAGAAUUGUUCCGGGAAAAUAUCAUCAAAGUAUUAUGUACCACAUCGACACUAGCCGUCGGGGUCAAUCUCCCAGCAAGAAGUGUGAUAAUCAGAGGUACGCGGGCCUAUAAAGGAGGUUCUGCGUCUGGAACGGAUGGGUUUGAUAAUUACAGUGACCUCGAUAUGAUACAAAUGAUGGGUCGCGCGGGGAGGCCGCAAUUUGAUACUGAAGGAGUCGCUGUGAUCAUGACAGCCCAAAAUGACAAAGCGCGCAUCGAUGACCUUGUAAAUUCCAAGACUCUUCUCGAAUCAUGCCUACACUUGAAUUUGACCGAGCACAUCAACUCUGAGGUCAACAUUGGGACCAUCACGAGCCACGCAUCCGCAUUGAGAUGGAUUCACAACUCAUUUCUUUCAAUCAGGAUUCGAAAAAAUCCGCAGAAUUACUCCAUUGGGGGUGCUGCAGAAUUACCAGGCGACCACCAGCUCGAGAUAUUUGUCGAUAACGCUCUCAAUCUACUCGCGAAAGACGGCUUGAUAGAGCAGCACGAUGGGGAGAUACACCCGACUGACCUUGGGGAAAUAAUGUCCAGGCACUGUCUUCGACAUAAGACUUUUCUGAUUCUUGUUAGCUUGAAACCAAACUCAACGACCCGUAGCCAGCUGGAGGCUAUUUCAAAUUCUGAAGAGUUUUCGACAAUCAGAUUCAGGGCUGGAGAAAUCACGGCGUACACCAAAUUGAACACGAACGUCGAGUUGAAGUUUUCACUGGCCGGAAAGAUAAAUCAGUCUUACCAAAAGGUUAUGUUGUUGAUACAAGCAAUACUGGGCGGUAUUCCACUGGUAGAGCUCAAGACGGAUAACAACAACCCACAGAUGGAAUCUAAUAUGGUCUGGCAACACCUUCCUAGAAUUUGCAAAUGUCUGGUCGCACUGACUAUUGCAAAACGUGAUGUCGGAGCAAAAAGCGGCCUUGAGCUAUUACGUUCGGUAAACGCAAAGGCAUGGGAAGGCUCCCCUUGGGUGCUUCGCCAGCUGGAUCAAAUUGGAGAAAAAUCGGUCAAGCGGAUGGCUGAGAGUAACAUAUGCACAAUCGAUCAAGUUAGGAAAACAGAUGCCUCGAGAAUUGAAAUGGUUGAUGAACAACUCGUUGUUUCAUUUUUUAUUCGAAAACUUCAGAUCCUCGAUCGCAAUCCCCCCUUUGGUACAAGGAUUGUGAAACAGGCUAUCUCCAUGCCCAAAUUUGAGUGUACCAUGAAUCGUAUUUCAGAAGAUGUCACGUCGGAGGGGAUUCAUGUCUGCGUUGAGAUUGAGGUUGGACUCUCAGACACCAGUUCACCCGUCAACUGGAAAUGGAGAAACACGAUUUUGAUGGCUACAGUCUUGGUGCUGACCAGCGAUCACCAAUGGAUCGAGUUUCGUGCCAUUCAGGUUAAACUUUUAUCCAACCCUAAAAGAUUCACCGUCGAGUGCAUUCUGAUCAAGCCAUCCCAGAAUUUGGUGACUCAUAUCGCCUGUCAACAAAUUGCAGGAAUUGGAUGUACCAUGCGAUGGUCACCGAAUACACCACGCCAACAUUACCCCACGCCGAAAGCUAUUAGUGCUGACGACGCUGCGGCCUCUGAUGUUCUCGCAGGAAUAAACGCUGAAGAUCUGGACUCUUCUUCGGAUGAAAUAGUCAUUGAGAAACACACACCUCUGCUUGAGUCCAAAAAGGCCGAAAAAAGGAUCAAAAAGCCCCAAGACUCGACUCGUACGCAGACUGAGAAGAAAGAUCAAUUCCCUGUAUCCAGAGGAAAAAAAGUAGACAAAAACACUUUGAAUCAGUUGGAGUCUGGAUCCCGGCUAGAAAAUGGGAGAUACAAAUGUGCUCAUAAAUGCAAAGGCGUCUGUCAUCAUUCUUGUUGUAUCAAUGGUAUGGCAAAGCCACCACAACCCCGCAAGAAGGAAAAUACAAACGACUGCUCUACACGAUCUGAGGAUAUUGCAACAUGCCCUGAAGCAUCUUUUAAUCCCAAACAAACCGGGAACUCGAGCACUUCAAAGAUAACAAAUUCGGGAGGUGUAAAAGCAGGCACUCAGUAUUUUGGACAAGGAGGUGACCUUCCCGAGGUAGAAGAUAUUUUUACCACGAAUGAGCGUUCCAAGAGAAGGGAAGAGAGACCUGGUUUGCACCGAGGACGGAGCCAAUCAUCGCAUACAUUUUCAGAUCCAGAUAUCGAUACUAUGAUACUAGAAGAUCAGGACUUUUUAGAUCGUCUUGAUCGUGCUCUGGGAAAUGGUGUUCCUGCAGGAGGUUCGAAAAGCGGCAAAUUCAACACAAGACCUAGUCAACUCCCAAAGAGCUUAGAAGAACAACAAGUGAACUCUUCGAGCGUUUCGAGAUUUUUGAACAAAAAGAAGACAGUCAAUGAUUUCAAUGAACGCGCGAUCUUCAGACAGCUGGAGAACAAGAAAGAUAUCAAGGGGAAAAAGAAACUGAUUGUGGAAAGUUCUAAUCAGCAUCUGAGUGACGUUGACUGUGAGGAAACCAGAUCGCUACCCGAGAAAAACGUCUUUAUCUCCCCCUCUUUGUCUCCGGAGAUAGCAAGCAUACCACAAAAUGAAAAGAAACGAAAAGCAGGCGAAUCUGGAAACGAGGGGUCUAAUACCGUGGACGACGUAGUACCAGAAAAGUCUCCGUCACCCGAUGGAGUGGACGAGUUGGACGAUGACUAUGACCUUUCGAUAUUUGAGCCAUACAUUGCGCGUGAAGAGGUGCUGGCUCACUCAGCUCCUGCUGCCACACGUCAAGUUCCAGCGAGCCGUCCUGAACAUAACGUUCCGGCCUAUGCUUCUAAGCGAGCUAAGAUUGACGCAGGCCCGGAAGCUGGUCCCUCCAUAGGCAGCUCAUCAGCCAUAAUGAGGAAGACUUCCACAACUCACCUUGCCGAGGCAGAUCAAUUGUCAAUCGCAACGGGCUUCAGUGAAAAUGAAGAGGAUGAGAUUGAUGAAUUGGAGGACGAGCUGGCGUGGGUACAAGAAUAUCUCCAGACAUGA